UGGCGUUCCUUUGCAAGUUGGGAAAACAUUGGCCAAUGGUCAUCCUGAUGAUCUCGAUUGCUUUUUCGCUUUACUUCUCGAAUCCUAAAUGAACAAAUUGUUCAGUUGUGCGGUUCGAACUUUCGAUUCCUUGUGCCUUCUGAGUAACUAGUUUGCAUUCGAUUUGUUCUGCAAGAUGAUGCAUUCACUUCGAGUUCGGGACGAACAUUUGGUCCGCCGUGAGCACAGGCUCUACUGCGCUUUGAUGGCCCACCCUGCCCUCCCUUGAAGGGAAUAUUGCAGGGCUGGCGCCCGCGGGUUGGUUUUGGAGUGUUCCAAGAGUUCGGCGGUUGCAGUUCGAUCAUUGCUCAUAAGGCAUUCGUCUUUGACCAUGGACCGGCCGUGAUUGAGGCGCGGGAUGUUUGGUUGUGAGUGAUUUCUGUGCACUUGCAUUGUCAAGGUUUCUUGUGACUUUCAGAGUUCAUGUUGACGCUAGGUUAUUCCGCGUAACGCUUAGCUUCAUUUCUUUGAACGCCUUGCCUCCUUAGGCUUGUUAAGUGCUCGCCUAUCUAUCUAUCUAUCUAUCUAUCUCUCCAUCUAGCACAGUUUGUAGCGUAGGCAAAACAUGAAACAUCCAAAGGAUCCUUUCCUGCCCUACCACAUGGAGGCAGCAAAGCGACCUGAGGUUCCCAAAGUGCCAGAUGAAGACGAGCUGGGUCGUGGUGUCAAAAGGACCCAGCAGGAGUCAGCAUAAUGACCAACUUGAUGCAAUCCAGCAUUUCUAGCCUGCCAUCUGCUGACUGGCAAACGACUUCCACCUCAAGCUUUCGAGAGCCAAUCCGAGAUGACCGGGCUUCUCCGACCAUGCGAAAGGUUUGGGAGAAGCAUCGACGGAAAGAGGAGCGAGAUGCUCAGAUCUUGGAAGCUCGUCGACUUGCAGCUGAAGAGCGCAUGGUACGAAAUGCCUUCAAGGUGAGCCAGCAGAUUCGAGACUACGAAUCAACGCAAUCCAAAUACAAGGAGCUGCACCAGCUUCGCAUGGCUGAAGCACUGGAGCGCAAAGCUGCCCGGGAUGCUGAAGUUCAGGAGAGGCUGGCGGUUUUAGAUGAGUUCAAGCUCCGCAAGAUGAGGCGUGCUUUGGACAUGGCGGACGAGCAGCUGGAGCUCAAGAGAGAUAGAGUGACUGAUGGCUUGGAGGUGUGGCAACAACGUGUUCGUCGUUGUCGCAGGCAUGCUCGGAAUGAGGAGCACAGAGCCAAGGCCAAUCUAGAGUCCAGCCAAGAGGCCUAUCUUGCUCGGCUCACAAAGGUUGGCAAAGCACGGAACGAAAAGACAGAGACACAAGCGCAGAAAAAUGACAAACUCAAGUCAAGGAUCCAAAUCUCGCUGAUGCAGCAGUUGGAAGAACAGAGGAAACUUGAAUGUGAUCGACAAGCGCUGGCAACGGAGGAAAAGCUGGAAGCUGCCAGAUUCCGCCGGUACCAAAACUCCAACAAGUACAACUUCCUGGAGAAGGCCUUUGGAGAGCAGGUGCGCUUUGACCACAAGUUUGCCUACAUCUCCUCUCUGAAAAACCUAUCUCAAACAAGGUGAAAAAGAU
Durusdinium trenchii is the source of this 1579-nucleotide messenger RNA. Lineage: Eukaryota; Dinophyceae; Suessiales; Symbiodiniaceae. The record is from the annotation of a GenBank genome assembly.